Echinostoma caproni is the source of this 516-nucleotide messenger RNA. Lineage: Eukaryota; Metazoa; Platyhelminthes; Trematoda; Plagiorchiida; Echinostomatidae. The record is from the annotation of a GenBank genome assembly.
AUGAAGGUUCCAUGUCCGGAAGUCUUCGAAGAUGGAGAUGUGUGGACAUUCCUGGAGGAGUUUGAGGACGUCAAGGAGAUACGGACGGACAGGGGUAAGUUGACGGCCCUCCGAUUAUUCCUCAAGGACCGGACGCGGGCGGUGUCGGAUGCGGCGGAAAGAAACCCGGGAGGCGUUCCAGAGCUUCAGAACGGUGCAGCUCGAAGUUGGCAUAGAUCUCCUGUCGCAAACCGUGGUCCGGCACACCCCGUUUUAUCAAGCGCUGCCAACUUUGAACGAGGCCGCUCAGCCGGAAUUAUCGUCGGAGAGUUUUGCGAAGAGUCCCCUGGACGAUCUACGGACUCACAAAGUCCCAAAAAGACAGCCGCUAGAGGAUGUUACGGCAGCCCCGAAAAAACUGACAGAAGAAGUGGCGGCACCGAGGUUAAAAUGCAGAGUAAGAAGGAACAGGAAUGUGAGCUUUCAAUGCCACAAGCUGGGCCACUGGAAGAGGAAUUGCCCAGAAUGAUCCAGUAA